This is a messenger RNA of Oryza sativa Japonica Group (Japanese rice), 1526 nucleotides long. Its product is annotated as MYB-like transcription factor ODO1. The record is from RefSeq and is a predicted model, not a curated record. NCBI's taxonomy places the organism in Eukaryota, Viridiplantae, Streptophyta, Magnoliopsida, Poales, Poaceae.
CCCACAAGACCAGAACCAAAGAUGAAAAAUGAGAAAGAAACCAAGAAAAAAAAAAGAAAAGGGCACUGAGCAAUUGAGCAUCCACCCGUUAAAUCACCAAGAAACUCCAAAUGUACAAAGCACCCAUGAUCCAGCCAGUCCAGUGGCGCGUCACCGCCUCACCGGAGCCCAAGCCUGAGCCCGGCCACUGUUUCCGUCGGCAUGGCGCGCUCAGAGACGGCCUCACACGUACGACUCGCCUCGCCCUCCCUUCCCGCCACGUGCCCGUCUCACUCCCCCACACCUCUCUCUCUCUUCCGCUGCUCCUCCUCUCACCUGACGACCUGACCCUUCUUCUUCCUCUCUGAUGAUCCCUCUCUAUAAAAUGCAACUCCGGUGCACCCGCCGAUCUUACCUGGAACAGAGACAGGCAGGGCCGUCACGCCGAAGAACAGAGUGAACGAACACCAUUGCCGUCUUGCUGCUGGUUGUUGCAGGUUGCAGCAGCCAGAAAGGCGAGAAGAAGCUAGGUAGGAGGUUUUUGUGUGUGUGUGUGUGUGAUGGGGAGGCAGCCGUGCUGCGACAAGGUGGGGCUGAAGAAGGGGCCGUGGACGGCGGAGGAGGACCAGAAGCUCGUCGCCUUCCUCCUCACCCACGGCCACUGCUGCUGGCGCGUCGUCCCCAAGCUCGCAGGGUUGCUGAGGUGCGGGAAGAGCUGCAGGCUGAGGUGGACCAACUACCUGAGGCCCGACCUCAAGAGGGGCCUCCUCUCCGACGACGAGGAGCGGCUCGUCAUCGACCUGCACGCGCAGCUCGGCAACAGGUGGUCCAAGAUCGCGGCGCGGCUCCCCGGGAGGACGGACAACGAGAUCAAGAACCACUGGAACACACACAUCAAGAAGAAGCUCCGCAAGAUGGGCAUCGACCCCGUCACCCACCAGCCGCUGGAGCCGCCUCGUCCUCCGCCGCGCGAGCAGGAUGCCACGCCGCCGCCGCCGCCGCCGCCGCCUCAGGAGAUCGAGGAGAGCGAGGAGGAGGAGCAGGAGCCUUCGCCGUUGAUCGAGCCGCACGAGAUCACCGCGCCACCGCCGGCGGCCGCGGCCGAGGCCGCCACGAGCAACUGCUCUGUUUCCCCUGCUUCGGUGCUCUCCCCGUCCUGCUCCUCGUCGGCGUCGGCUGCCUCGGCGGUGGACGUGGCGGAGUGGCCGGAGCCCAUGUACAUGUUCGGCAUGGAUGGCAUCAUGGACGUCGGCUGGAACGGCCUCAUCUCCGGCGCCGGCGUGGACGUCGACGUCGACGUCGACCCGUUCGACCAUUACUACCACGACGCCAGCUUCGACGAUCAAGACGUCUGGAUCAUCUGACGCGAUCCACAUAGAUCAACUCUCAUCUUCUUCUUCUCUCGCGGAUUCCUAACUAGCGUAGUAGCUUAGCUUCCCAUGUGUUUUUUUUCCCAAUCUUUUCUUGGUUAGAAUGCAUACAUGGUCAUGGUUGAUGCACCGAAUGUUUGACAAAAAAUUGAGAAAAAAAAAAUCAGGUGAGACGAA